AUGCUGCUGCUGCAGCUGCUGCUGCAGCAGCAACUCAAGGCUCAGAAAGACUGGGGACUCGUUCGCGGCGGGCUGCAGCAGCAGCCAGCAGCAGCAGCAGCAAGCAGCAGCAGCAGAACCAGCGGCGGCAGGACCAGCCAGGGCUGGGGGGAUAGGAGCCAGCAGCAGCAGCACCGGCAGCAGCAGCGGCAGGAGCAGCAGCAGCAGCAGCAGCAGCGGCAGCAGGAGCAGCAGCAGGAGAGGGAGAGGCGCAGCAGCAGCAGCAGAUUCUGGCAGGGAGUUUCCUCUGUUGAUGCUACAGAUAUUCAGGGAGACACUUUAUUGCUGCUGCAGUGGGACUUAGAGAAGGAGCUUAGCAGCAGUAAAAGCAACGGCGAUAGCAGCAACAGCAGCAGCAGCAGCAGCAAUUGCAUUCUAAUGUAUUCUUUUCCCCUCAGUGUCCUCAGUGCCCUCGCAGACCCCUUCGCCCGCCCCCCUCAGCAGAAGCAGAGAGAAGCAGAUCUUGCGGCAUCACCAUAUGGCAGCAGCAGCAGCAGCAGCAGCGAGACUUGGAGGCUGCUGGUGAGCGGGCGCAGCGAUUUGCUGCUGCUGCUAAAUGAUGCUGUGUGUCUGCGGCUGCAGCUUGGCGCAUCUGGCGUCUUUCUAAGGCGCCGCUUUUUGCUGCAGCAGCCUGUGUUACUUCCCGCUGCUGCUGCUUCCAGCAGCAGCAGCAGCAGCAGCAGCAGCAGCAGGCAGCUGCCGCUGCAGCGGUUUGUCGAUGUGUGCUGCUGCUCCUUUUACCUGUACGCCCUAACGGCGCCGCCGCUGCAGCAAGUCCUCAUUUGGAGUGUUUCUGCAGGAGUGGCAGUGCAUGCAAUUGAGCUGCCUCUCUACGACCCCCAGCAGCAGCAGCAGCAGCAGCAGCAGCAGCUGCAGCUGCAGCAGAAAAAGCAGCAACGGCUAUCUCAGCAAAAUAGCGGUGAACGCCUGACCGGCGAGGGGAAAAACUCCGUCGGCAGCAAGCAGUGCUGCUGCUGCCAUUGCUGCUGCUGCUGCUGCGUCGCAGCAGCAGCAGAAGAGCUGCCGGUGGUGCUGCUGUCUGUGCGCGUAAGCCAAGACUCUCUUUAUCUGGUCGUUGGAGACAGCAGAAACUGUCUUCGUGUUGUUGCUUUGAGGGUUUACUUUGCUGCAGCAGCAGCUGCAGCAGCAGCAGCAGCUAGCUGGGGCAACGCAUCAGCAAACACCAUGGGAGGCGCUCCCUGCGGCGAGAGGGAGAGAGCAGCAGAAGGGCUCCCUCUAAGGAAGCAGCUGCUGCCAGCUGCUGCUGCGCUUUCUGCUUUCCCAGCAGCUUUUGGCCUCCUGGCUUUACGCCUGCCAAUUGCUGCAUCUCCUGCUGCUGGAGCUGCUGCAGCUGCUGCACCUGCAGCUGCUUCUGCUGCUGCGCUUGCAGCUGUUGCACCCGCUGCUGCUGCAUCUGCUGCUGCUGCAUCGGCUGCUGCUGCACCUGCUGCUGCUGCGACGCCUGCGAAAGUGUACAAGCAGCUGCUCAAGGCAUGCGCCUUUAUCUCAGCAACAGUAAGACGAGGGGACCCCAUUUUGCCUGCUGGGCUCUCGUCACUUAACAGCAGCUGCAGCAGCAGCAGCAACAGCAGCAGCAACAGUAGCGACAGCACCAGUAGCAACAGCACACAGAGUGCCAUUGUAUUUGUCUCCCCUGAGGCUCUUCGCUUCGUGCAGCAGGUUGUCGUGAAAAAGCAGCAGCACCGACACCAGCAGCAGCAGCAGCAGAUAGACAGGCAGCAGGCGGCGCAGCAGCUCUGUGAAGAGCUGCAGCUAGCGCUGCUGCAGCAAGAGACACGCGCGCUUUUGCUGCUGCAGCAGCAACAGCUGCUGCAGCAGUACGAAGGGUUCUGCCGCAGCAGUGAAGCAGCGAAUGGAAACAGCAAAGCCUUUAGCUGGCCUGCAGCAAGGGUAGAGCUGCAGCAGCUGAAGGAGCAGCAGCAACAGCAGCAGCAGCAAGUGUCUUGGUUGCUGCCUCCCUACGAGCUCCAGCAGCAGCCUGUCGGGCAGCAGGCGUGGCGAGAGGUGCAGCUGCUGCAGCAAGACUUCCCGCUGCACCUGCUGCAGCUGCAGCCCUCCAGAAGCAGCACUAGAGGCCCAGCAGCAGAUGCAAGUCCCCUUCUAGCUGAGCUUGAGACUUUGAUGGAUGCAUGCGCCUUGGGUGCUGCAGUAGCUGCUGAUGACGCGCCAGCUGGCGGCCUCUCUUGCUGCGGCGAUGGGGAGCUCGUUGAGCUGCUGGCUUCCUUUGCCAGUGAGCAGCAGCAGCAGCAACACGAGCAGCAGCACCAAAAGCAGCAGCAGCGGCAAACACGGAUUCAACGGCUUCAUGAAACAGCUGCAAGGCUGCAGCAGGCGCAGCGCCAGCGUGCAAUGAUGGAGGCGCGGCCCCCCUGGCUGUACACAGCAGUUUUGCCUUUCCACUGCGGCAGAAGCAGCAGCAGCAGCAGCAGUAGCAGCAACACGCCUUUGCUGCUUGAUGAGGUCCUGUCACUGCAGACUACGGGGAGCUCCGGUCAGCGCGGAGCUUCAGGUGGUCCGCCAAGCAGCAGCAGCAGCAGCAGCGACGGCGAGUGCAGCAGAAGCAGCAACGGCGACGGCAAGUGCAGCAGCAGCUGCAGCAACCGCGGAGUUGAAGAGAGCAACAGCCACCAUUGCUGCUGCUAUCGUACCACACGCUUGCGCAUUUUUCCAAGCGAUGCAUUCAUUUUCGUUGAAGGUAUUUCUUGCUGCAGCAGCAAUAGGCCCAGCAGCAGCUGGGAACUCAGCAGCAGUAGCAGCAGCAGCAGCAGAGGCUCUUACUGCAGCGUCUCGUACAGGUGCUGGCUCAUCAAGUGGCCGUUUUCUGGCUGCGACGGCGGCACAAAAGCGUUUUUUGGACCAUCUGGUUCUGUUGCACCUGCUUCUGCAGCUGCUGCUUCACCUGCUUCUGCACUUGCUGCUGCACAGGGCGCUCCCAGCAGCAGCCCGUUCUCGCCGUGGGGGCGAGAAAGCAGCAAAGGCGGCAGACAGAAGCAGCAGCAGCAGCAGCAAGAGCUGCCCCGCGGGGAGCUGCCAGUGCAGCUGUGCGUCUCUAUGGGAAGGGGUUUGGGGAUCGUUUCUUGCUGCUGCCGUGCUGCGCUGCUGCGGCACCCCAGCGGCUUGCUGUUUGCUGCUGUGGGGAGCAGCAGCACGCUGGAGCUGCUGUCUCGUGUGCUGCUGAUGGAAGGGCCACAAGCAGCAGCAGCCUUUUGCAUGCAGAAUGGCCUUGAUAGCAGUCAAGUCGCGUUGCUGCUCCUGCAGCUGUCGCUCCGCUGCAGAGACCUCAAGCGCAUGCAAGAGGCCCUAGCUCUCUUGCAGCAGCAGCAGCAAAUGAUAGCCAUGCGGCUGCUGAUGGUUUUUGUCUUCAAUGGAUACAGCGCAGAGGCGCUGCCUUUGGCAUUUGCAGCAGCAGAACUGCGCGCUGAUCCUGCUGCUGCUGCUGCCGCCACUUCAGCUGCAGCAGGUGCCGGCACUGCUGCGGCUGCGCCUCUCAUCUAUGAGUCCACUGCUGUUGCUCAGCAUGCGCUGCUGCUGCUGCAGACGCUACACCGGUAUCAGGAGCAGCAGCAGCAGCAACAGUGCUCGGCCGAGCUGCACCAGCUGAGGGAUCGCCGCAACGUAAGGCAAGUGCACAGCAGCAGCAGCAGCGACAGCAGCAGAAGCAGCAGCAACGAGAUCAGCGUUGCCUUCCCGGCGUCUUUGGUGUCUUUGGUUGUUCCUUGGCGUGCAGCAACAAACACAGAAGCAACAGCAGCCGUAGCAGCAGUGGUAGCAGCAAGACCCCCUGCAGAUGUUCUGCUGCAGUGCGAAGCAGCAUCAAUGCUAGAUAUAGGCUUUAGCUCGCGUUUGCUGCUGCGGCUGCUGCGGUUUGCUGUUUCACUCACCGACGUGCGGGUGCUGGCGAAGAUUGACCUUGCAGCAGCAGCAGCUGCUGCUGUACCCAACAGUCAGCAGCAGCAGCAGCAGCAGCUAACUGACGAGCUCUCAGAACUUGCGCUAUACGUGCAGCUUUUGAGGUGGCUGCAGCAACGCGUAUCGGCAGCUGCCGAUGCGCAAAAGCAGUCAAUCCAGCAGCAGCAACAGCAGCAGCAGGUGACGCUGCUGCGCACAGACAUGGUGCAGCAGCAGCAGCAGCAACAAGAAAGAUUCGCUGUGACUCAAAAAGAUUCCGAAGUGCCAUGGGGCCCUGAAGCCUCCAUAGAAACUGUUGUCAGGGAAACGCUGCUGAGUGGACGCAUCAGCACAGGUUUGUUGUGGCUGCAGCAGCAGCUGCAGCAGCAGCAGCAUCGUGUAUCUGCGAUGGACCUUCUGCAGCAAGUGGCUAACCGAAUGGCCUACAGGCUCUUCUGCUGCCAGCAGGCGGAGCUAUUCUUCGUGGGGCUGCAAAUGCUGCGCCAAAUCGGGGCGGACAUUCCUGGCUUCUGUCUACGGGCUGCACUGCUGACAACGCGCACCCCUGUUCGCUGCCGUUUGCUGCGACACCUUUAUCACCAGAAGCAGCUGCAGCCUGCGCACAUGAAGCUGAUCCGCAUUAUGCAGGUCCUGGAGCUGCUCUUCACGAAUCCUUCUUACGAGGCUGAGCUGGCCAGGAGAUAUUCCUCCAUAGCAGCAGCAGCAGCAGACGCCGCAGCAGCAGACACAGCAGCAGCUGCACCAGCAGCCACAGGGGCCGCUGCAACAGAAGAUGAUGCAAGUUGCGUGGCACUUCCAACUGAAGGUCCUAGCAGAGACACAGCAAGAGAUACGCUGAGCUUGGGCAGCAGCAGCAGCAACAGCAGCAGCAACAGCAGCAGCCAGUUCCCUACUGCAGGUGCAGAUGCUCCAGAGGACUGCUGGCCCGCCGGGGGCAGCGCAGCCAUCAUUGCUGGGGCGCUGUGUGAGGGCUAUGUCUCGCUGCGAGUACGGAGGCAAAUUCUCCAGCAGCAGCAGCAGCAGCAGCAGACACAGCAGCAGCAGCAGACACAGCAGCACACGACGCUCGGCGACAGAAGCUUCUUCACAGGGUGCAGCAAAGCUGAGGCAGCAGAAGCACCUCCUGUUUUCACUCCGGAAAGAUAUCCUAAAGAGGCUCUCAGGGUACAGACUUCUUGGUGCUGCUGUUUUGCUGCAGCAGCCGCUGCUGCUGAUGACCUCGCCGAGUGCUGCUUCUCGGGUUUCGCGGCUGCUGCUGCUGCUGCUGCCCAGAGCUGUAGCCGUGACUGCAGUGUUGGCCAUGAAGGGCUGCAUCCGCAGCAGGAACUGCUGCAGCAGCAGUUGCUGCUGUCCCAGAGCCCGGGCGGCAGCAAUACAACACUCCACGGAGGGCGCAAGUGGAAGGCCGCAACUGAAGUAGAGGCUGACGUGCUGCAGCUGCACCAAGCAGCAACUGCUGCAGCAGCGGACUCUCACCAGCAGCAGCAGCAGCAGCAACAGCACAGUUUCCUCUUGCGGGCGAAUCUCAGGCAAGGCGCAGCACAGACACAGCAACAAACCAGAUAA
Messenger RNA from Eimeria tenella, 5535 nucleotides. RefSeq lists its product as uncharacterized. The coding region runs from base 1 to 5535 and encodes 1844 amino acids. NCBI's taxonomy places the organism in Eukaryota, Apicomplexa, Conoidasida, Eucoccidiorida, Eimeriidae. The record is from RefSeq and is a predicted model, not a curated record. The transcript is spliced from 6 exons.